AUGUCCUCAGCACAUCCUCAAAGAGCACUGAGCAACAGUUCGGUGAAAAGUAUACUAAAGCACAUGAAUGUUGGUACAAGACUCCGGAUGUCGCACUACAUCCCACCUCUCCGUGGAAUCGAAGCCGCUUCCAACCUGGCUGUCAUUGACCAUUUGACACUGGAGAGAGACCAACUCAUUAUCGAUAAAACAAUUUUUAAAAUUGAUUAUUAUGACGCCGAGUUCAGUGAAGACGAUGAAAAUGGAGAGGAGUCCUCUUACCUCCAGGUGACAAUGAAGUCUGGAAGGUUCUGUAACGUGGAACGCCUUCUGAAUGACAAUCGAUAUAUCCCCGAGGCAAUGCAAUACCUCACCAAGAAACUGUUCGGCGGGAGAGCGCCGAUUCGAGUACGGUACCUGGCAAUUGAUAAGCGAGGCCCUGAUUUUUUUCUACCCGAUGAUGUGAAAAUAGUUGUGCGAGAUAUAAAAGUUAGUCAUUAUGCAGCCACGGAUCUGGAAGCCUUCAGACCUAAUAUGCACUCGGCUAGCUUUCCACUGGAGACUGUAACGAUUAAAGGAGCAAGGGAGCUGCGAGAGGAUACAGAGUACUACCAUCCAUUUAUCCAGACCGCGAAACUAAUUCAAAUUCUGGAUAAAGCAGGUGCAUUCCCAUGGGAUAAGGUUAUUUUGGAGCUGACAAAUUCGCAAAUCCAUCUGGAAUGUUCUAAAUUUCAAGAGACAAUUAUUAUGGCAUUGAUUGAGAAAUGGGAGAAUAGAGGAGGGGAGAAUGGAGCAUGCUUUUCGAUGGGUGUUGGUUGCAAGACUGCGCUGGCGGCAUGUCUGGAUAAAGUGGCAAAACGGGAAGAUGCCGAGUUGAGCAAGAAUCAGAUUUUUGGAUGCGCCGACAUCCCUAACAUGAUAAUGAUCCCUAUGAAAACCCAAAAAUCAAAAAUCGGAAUCUACGUCUCGAAGAAUCUGUGGAAACACGCACGGGGAAAGUUCUUCUCACAGUAUGAUGUGAAUAUGGCUAUUUUUGAUUUUAGUGAAUAG
This is a messenger RNA of Caenorhabditis remanei, 1029 nucleotides long. RefSeq lists its product as uncharacterized. The record is from RefSeq and is a predicted model, not a curated record. Lineage: Eukaryota; Metazoa; Nematoda; Chromadorea; Rhabditida; Rhabditidae. The transcript is spliced from 3 exons. The coding region runs from base 1 to 1029 and encodes 342 amino acids.